AGCCGAACCGCUUUGGGUGACGGCCCCGGGCACUCGGAGAGCUAAAACGGACGGACUGCAGAGGUUAUCUGAAGGCCGAGGCCAAGAUGGCGGCGUUGGCGGCUCCCGGCCUGCUCCGCCCAGUCCUUGCGCUGCGCUCCUGCGUGGGUGCGGCUGUUCAGGGACGAUGUGUCCAUGCCAGUUUGGCUGCUGACAGCCCAAGCAGCACUCAGCCUGCCAUGUCCAAGGCCGGAGCCGUGGUCUCCAAGCCCAGCUCACUUCCCAGCAGCCGGGGCGAGUAUGUGGUGGCCAAGCUGGAUGACCUGGUCAACUGGGCCCGCCGGAGUUCCCUGUGGCCUAUGACCUUUGGCCUGGCCUGCUGUGCAGUGGAGAUGAUGCAUAUGGCAGCACCCCGCUACGACAUGGACCGCUUUGGCGUGGUCUUCCGAGCCAGCCCACGCCAGUCAGACGUCAUGAUUGUGGCCGGGACACUCACCAACAAGAUGGCCCCUGCACUCCGCAAGGUCUAUGACCAGAUGCCAGAGCCUCGCUAUGUUGUGUCCAUGGGGAGCUGCGCCAACGGAGGAGGUUACUACCACUACUCGUACUCCGUCGUGAGGGGCUGUGACCGCAUCGUGCCUGUGGACAUCUACGUCCCAGGCUGCCCACCUACCGCCGAGGCCCUACUCUAUGGCAUCCUGCAGCUGCAGAAGAAAAUCAAGCGAGAGAAGAGACUCAAGAUCUGGUACCGAAGGUAGUGCCACCCGACUGCCACCCUGUAUCCUCUUCGUCAUCCUGAGAGAUGGUCAAUAAACCUGAGAAACCCACUGGCA
This is a messenger RNA of Myotis myotis, 812 nucleotides long. It is a transcript of the gene NDUFS7, whose product is annotated as NADH:ubiquinone oxidoreductase core subunit S7. Gene Ontology annotation, molecular function: NADH dehydrogenase (ubiquinone) activity; quinone binding; 4 iron, 4 sulfur cluster binding. The transcript is spliced from 8 exons. Lineage: Eukaryota; Metazoa; Chordata; Mammalia; Chiroptera; Vespertilionidae. Gene Ontology annotation, biological process: mitochondrial respiratory chain complex I assembly; aerobic respiration; electron transport coupled proton transport. The coding region runs from base 87 to 737 and encodes 216 amino acids. The record is from RefSeq and is a predicted model, not a curated record.